Molecule: messenger RNA, 467 nt
Organism: Acaromyces ingoldii
Lineage: Eukaryota; Fungi; Basidiomycota; Exobasidiomycetes; Exobasidiales; Cryptobasidiaceae
Exons: 3
Coding region: 90-272 (60 amino acids)
Source: RefSeq, a predicted model, not a curated record
CACUUAGCAAACCCGUCCCCCACAAACGGAUUCGCCUCUGAGUCAAGUCGACAGACUACUACCACACAUCCACACUUCGCACUACCAACAUGCCUCCCAAGAAGUCGUCUGCUGCUGCCGCUGGUGGCAAGAAGAAGAGCUCGCCCUACAACGUCUUCAUGAAGGAAGAGCUCGCCAAGCUCAAGUCGGACCCCCGCCCUCACAAGGAGAAGUUCAAGGCCGUCGCCGCUCUCUGGGCCAAGUCGCCCAAGAACCCUAAGAACGCCAAGUAAACGCGCUCGACCUUCACGCGGCCCUGCUCAUCGUCGCAUCGUGAUACCAUCCGUCCAUCGAUCCUACCAGUCAGCGCGGACUUCCUUCACCCCCUUUCUUUUCCGCUCCUCGACCAAUGUACCAUGUCGAUGCCUUCCGCAAAUGAGGGAGGCCUGUACCACCACUACCACCCCCUAUGCUUCCCGGCUCUCAUG